GUUGUUGCUUUGUGAUACACGGAACAUACAUUUGUAUGAAAUGUCAAAGCACUGUUUUAAAAUAUUGAAUAGAAGGGGUUUAGUACUUUUUUGUAGGUCAUACGCUUUGAUAUAAUAGCAUUCAACUAUUUAUACUGUUGAAACAUUUAUACUUAGAAUUAUUUGUACUUUAAUCAUUUAAAAAAUCAGAAUACUUAUAUAUGUGUGUGUGUGUGUGUAUUUUCAGUAAAAUAGAUUUCUUUUGAAACUGAGCAUAAGGUUAAUUGUGCACUAUUUGGCAACUAGAAUUGUACCGUAGUGCUUUAAAUGCAAGUCUGUGAAAUGUAGUCGGUCCCUGAUUAUUAGACUUCCUGGGGGGAGGGCACUGACAUGCUUUUCGUCAGCUGCUUCAUUCAUGUUUUUGUGUAAUAAGACAAGAGUAGCAGAUGAAAUAGUGCACUUGUGAUACCAUCGUAACAGCAGUAUGUCACUGUCUGCUAAUGAGGAAAGCAUUUAAAAAGGGCAUUGAAACUUAUAGGCAAUAAGUGCUAUUGAGCAGCCUUAUCAUAUCAAGUGGCCCUUGUUAUUGUGAUCGUAGCCUUUUUUCUACUUGAACUUACUAUUUUUAUACUAGUUAACUUAACAUAUGCCAGCCCUCAGUUCUUUGGACUAAGCAAAAAGUGCCUUUAAAAGCUCUUAAAGUCAUUGAAAUAGUUGUUCAACCUUCUCCGUCCUCUUGAUUGAAAGAGCUGUGUCAGAAAAUGACCACAUCUUCCUUCUGCAAUGGAUCAGAAAUAUUUUCUUUUGGUGAAUUGGACUCCUCUGAUUUGAGAUACCCUGAUGUUGAGCUGAGCGGGUCUGAUUCACUUGCACCACAAAACAUCUUAAAAGCUGGAUUAGAUCUAAGUACAAGAAAGAAGUAUGCAUUUGCAAAAAAGAAGGCAUUUGCACUUUUUGUCCAAAAUUUGCAGACAACAUCUAAUUUGCUUCCAUCAGCCUAUGAAAAUGUUGUUCGGUGGAAAUGCUGCGAGCGUGAGUUUACAGAUCUUCCAUCUAUUCACAAACAUGUUGCAGCACACCACAAAGAUGAAAUUCUGCAACAAACAAGGCAUAUUUUAGAAGAAUUGGUUAUAGAGUCUGAAACCACUGUGCCAUGUAGUGACAAUGCUGGUGCUUCAGUAGUCACACAUUGGAACAAAUGUGAGAUUUCUUACUGGCUUCCAGAUAUCUCUAAAUAUAGUCAAGAGGACCUCACAAGCGAACCAGGAGAAGUGCUUUUAUAUUACUGCUACUGUGAUGUUAAGGACUCACAAUGGAUCUGCAACUGGCAAAGGGCUUUGUGUCAACUUCUGCACCUCACAGGCAAAAUUCGAAUUGCUACAGAAGGAAUAAAUGGAACCGUGGGUGGAAGUAAAGUGUCCACAAAACUUUACAUUAAUACUAUGCUCUCACACCCACUUUUCAGAAACCUUAUGAGCUUGGACGACUUCAAGACAAGUGAAGGAGGAGCACAAUGUUUUCCUGAUCUCCGAGUUGGUGUUUUUCAAGAAAUUGUGCCAAUGGGGAUUGAGCCACAUAGAGUUUCCUACAAAGAAACUGCAACACAUCUACCCCCAGAGACGUUUCAUGAAGAAGUGGGAAAGUUUUUAGCAAAAGAAGAGAGUGACACUAUUUUAUUGGACUGCCGCAACUUUUAUGAGAGCAAAAUAGGCAGAUUUCAAAAUUGCCUUGCUCCAGACAUCAGAAAAUUCAGCUACUUCCCAAAUUAUGUUGAUGAAAAUCUUGAACUGUUUAGAGAUAAAACUGUGCUGAUGUACUGUACUGGAGGAAUACGAUGUGAACGUGGCUCCGCCUAUCUCAGGUCAAAGGCUAUAUGCAAAGAGGUAUACCAGCUCAAGGGUGGUAUCCAUAAGUACCUGGAACAGUUUCCGGAUGGAUUUUUUCGGGGGAAGCUGUUUGUGUUUGAUGGACGCUAUACCAUAUCAUCAAACAAUGACAUCAUAUCAAGUUGCUGUUACUGUGGAGCUGCAUGGGACACGUACAAGCUGUGCACUACCCCACGCUGCUGUCAGCUGGUCUUGGCAUGCUCAGACUGUCAGAAUAAAGGGCUUACUGCCUGUUGCCCUACAUGUCAAAAUAAAGGCAACACAGUGAAUUCAAACUCAUGCCAGGAACUUUUCAAAGAAGAAUGUGAAUGCACCAAAAAGAGGCCUAAGAUACCAGUAGAACAAAUCGAAAUAUAAAUUUCCAGCUUGAUAAAAUAGGUCCAAGCUAAUCCAAUUUUUCUAUUUAAACAGAAGGAUGUGCCAUCAGAGUGAUCUGAGGGGAGCAAAUAGCCUAGUGCUGCAAUUCUUCCCUCUAACGCCUACCCACAAGAUAUGUUUCGUCUUCUCCACGAUCCCACUGUGUCUUAAUACUAUCACAGUCAGUGGCCUGCAAUAGAUAGAAAUGUUUAAUUUGUUUUCUUUUACUAGGGGUGUAUUAUGCUAUGCUAAAUAAUUUUAAAGAUUUAUAUGAUCUGUUUAGAAGAUGGUACCAUUUUAUUGAACACAACCAAUUUUAUUAGAUUUUAUUAUAACAAACUGGUGAGAUCUGCUAAAGAAUAACAUUAAAUUAGCAGGGACAGUCGUUCAUGUGUUUGCUUUUUUAUGUUAUUUCUGUCAAGAAACACUGACAUAUAUUUGCAAGAUCAUAAACAAAUAUGGUAUAACUGGCUAACUUUUAACUGACAACCUGCUUGCAAUGGACUUAAUUUCUUAUGAGAAUAAAUACAUUCUUCGACUACUUGAAAAACUGUUUACAAUGAAAGAAAAAAUGUUUACAAUAAAAAUAUGCUCACUGUUUGUACCUACACAGAGCCUAAACGGUGCCAAUUAAUUAUAUAUAGAUUUUUUUUCAUUUAUUGCUCUACUUUUUCCACAUGGAAAAGAAACAACCUUAACUGUUUCUGCUUCCCCCUUAGAGAGUGCUGUAUUCUCACAGGAAAUGACAAUCAUUGUUGGAAGGUUAUCUGACCAUAAAAAGAAGCGUUUCAAGAUGUAUGUUUCAUUUAAUAAUUCACACUUUAUCACAUUUUUUUUAUAAGUUGUCUUGCCAUCUGUCAGUGUUCCAUUAUAUGAUCUAGAUGAAGGCACAAAGCCAUAUCAUAUGAAAUAUUGCCUUCUCUGUAUGUAGGGAUCUUAAAUAAUAACUGUAUAUGUAUAAUUUUUCUUUGGGAAGUGCUAUUAGAAUAACUAUUAUUAUUAUAAUGCUACUAUAACAAUUAAUAAGAGUUACGGUAGAUCUCAGUGUUUUUCGCCAAUUAAAUUUGCAUGGGCGACAAAAAGUAUUCUGGAGCUAUACAAACCCAGCAUAUUUUCUAAACAAGAAAAAAAAGCUGCUUUUACAUUUUUCAACACUGAGAUCAGCAUAGUGAACUCACCCGGUGCCCACCUCAAAGUUUACUGGGAGAACUGCCCCUUUUUAUGUUCCUUUUACAAAGCAGCUUAAACUAAUUAAAUCAAAAGAACUUUACAGUGAAAAAUAAUUCUCCAGUUAUUUUAUUUUAUGAAACUGAUGCAUCAACAGUUUAAAAAUUUAAUUAGUGCCCAGAUUUAGCAAUAGAGCAUAGGUGAGGAAAAAACAACUUGCCAGACAUCUGUGUGCCUGUUCAGUUUACUAAGGUUACUGUGUAUUAUUUGAUAUACAUUUCACUGUGAAUACAAGAACAAUGCUUUUAAUUUGUGCCAAAGAAAUGAUAAGAAAAUGCUGUGUAAAGAAUAACAUUUCAGUAAUGUCUGAAGACAUAGAUUUAUAUAUGAGGCCACUGCACAGUAAUGUCAUUGACAAAUUAACAGACAACACAGACUUUCUUGCUAAAGGUAUCUUAUAUUACCUGCAAUGGGGGUUAAAUAUAAAUCUACUUGCAAAAUGUAAAACAUAACACACUUGUUUUAUUGUGCUCUGUUAAAGGGCCAUAAUACCCAAAUGUUUAAACACUUGAAAGUGAUGCAGCAUAGCUGUAAAAAGCUGACUAGAAAAUAUCACCUGAACAUCUCUAUGUAAAAAAGAAAGAUAUUUUACCUCAAAAGUUCCUCAGUAGCCACCUCCCAUUGUAAAGGAUUUUUGAAGCAGCAUUUUAGUGUGUCUGUCCUAGGACAGCUGAAAGGAUGAGCAUCGUGCACUCUCAUAGUAUUUCACCAAUCAGGUAAAGGAAGCUUACUAUGAAAUUUCAUGAGAGUUAAGUCAAAUCUCAUGAGAUCACAGUAAAAGAGUUCAUGACCUCAGCCCUGCUGAUGCUGAUUGGCUGCUGUUCAUUUCUUCAUUUUUUUUUAUUUUUACCUGCAGCUGGGAGCAGCUGAGUAUAACUUUUCACACAGAACUUACUCUGCUGAGCUGAGGAAAUUGUGAGGUAAAAUAUCUUCCUUUUUUACAUAGAGAUGCUCAGGUGAUAUUUUCCUGUCAGCUUUUUACAGUUAUACUGCAUCAGUUUCAAGUGAUUUAGCAUAUGAGUAUUAUGUCCCUUAAGUGCACAGCAUAUGCUUUAAUCACUUGUAUUUCCCUUUUAAGUGCUGAUUAGAAUCACAUUUUAAUAAUGCCUUUUCAAUAUAGGAUACACUCAUGUAAUAAGAAACCACAGAUAUUUAAUUAACAGCAAUUUAUGAUUUUCAAUAAUGAUAAAACCGUGAUAGUUUAGAGUAAAACAUAUCCAAAGUAUAACUUUUGUCUGUCUAGGGAGCUUCCUGUUUGCACUCUUUUUGCAGAGAGUAUGAUUUGUAAAAGUACUAUCCUUAUGAAAGUAGAUAAAUAGCGCAAAUUGUUAUUUUAUACAUCAUUAUUUUGUCAUAUGGAAUGCCCAAUAAAUUAAACUGUUAUGGAAUUUGACAAAAAUA
Molecule: messenger RNA, 4850 nt
Organism: Bombina bombina (fire-bellied toad)
Lineage: Eukaryota; Metazoa; Chordata; Amphibia; Anura; Bombinatoridae
Gene: TSTD2
Product: thiosulfate sulfurtransferase like domain containing 2
Exons: 9
Coding region: 741-2222 (493 amino acids)
Source: RefSeq, a predicted model, not a curated record